CGGGGGUAGCGCGCCGAGGGGAGGUGCUCGCAGCGCCUGCGCAGAGCGGCGGCUUCUCUCGCGAGGACGGACGCCAUUAUCGCAUCUCCCCGACAAACACCACGAGAAUUCCGCAGCCCACACGGUGACGGAGCCCAGCCCUGCUGUCAGGUGGACGGUGUGGGUACUGCCACUCCCUCCCGCUCUGGAUGAUGUCGGAGCACGACCUGGCGGACGUGGUUCAGAUUGCAGUGGAAGACCUGAGCCCUGACCACCCAGUUGUUCUGGAGAACCACGUGGUGACUGAUGAAGAUGAGCCCACUCUAAAGCGCCAGCGGCUGGAGAUCAACUGCCAGGAUCCCUCCAUAAAGUCAUUCCUAUAUUCCAUUAACCAGACGAUCUGCUUGCGACUGGAUAGCAUUGAGGCCAAGCUCCAGGCUCUGGAGGCUACUUGUAAAUCAUUAGAAGAGAAGCUGGAUCUGGUCACAAACAAGCAGCACAGCCCCAUCCAGGUCCCCAUGGUGGCAGGCUCCCCUCUCGGUGCGACCCAGACGUGCAACAAAGUGCGAUGCGUCGUCCCCCAGACCACAGUAAUACUCAACAGUGAUCGGCAGAACGCCAUUGUAGCCAAGAUGGACGACCCUUUGAGCAACAGGGCACCGGAUUCCCUGGAAAAUGUCAUUAGCAACGCUGUUCCUGGGCGGCGGCAGAACACCAUCGUGGUGAAGGUGCCGGGCCAAGAAGACAGCCACCAUGAGGAUGGGGAGAGUGGGUCAGAGGCCAGCGACUCCAUCUCCAACUGCGGACAGUCUGGGAGCCAGAGCAUUGGGAACAACGUCACCCUGAUCACCCUGAACUCAGAAGAGGACUACCCCAAUGGGACGUGGCUGGGCGACGAGAACAACCCCGAGAUGCGGGUGCGCUGCGCCAUCAUCCCCUCCGAUAUGCUGCACAUCAGCACCAACUGCCGUACGGCCGAGAAGAUGGCACUGACCCUGCUGGACUACCUCUUCCACCGCGAGGUGCAGGCUGUGUCCAACCUCUCGGGCCAGGGCAAGCAUGGCAAGAAGCAGCUGGACCCUCUCACCAUCUACGGCAUCCGCUGCCACCUUUUUUAUAAAUUCGGAAUCACAGAAUCCGACUGGUAUCGGAUCAAGCAGAGCAUUGACUCCAAGUGUCGGACGGCGUGGCGGCGGAAACAGCGGGGCCAGAGCCUGGCAGUCAAGAGCUUCUCACGGAGAACGCCAUCCUCCUCUUCCUACAGUGCCUCAGAGCCGAUGCUGAGCACGCCGCCCCCCGCCAGUGAGCUCCCGCAGCAGCCGCAGGCCCUGCACUACACCCUGGCCAACGCGCAGCAGGUGCAGAUUCACCAGAUCGGAGAGGACGGGCAGGUGCAAGUAAUCCCACAGGGCCACCUCCACAUCGCCCAGGUGCCUCAGGGGGAGCAGGUGCAGAUCACGCAGGACAGCGAGGGCAACCUCCAGAUCCACCAUGUUGGGCAGGACGGGCAGGUGUUGCAGGGGGCCCAGCUGAUAGCCGUGGCCUCCUCGGACCCUACUGCAGCAGGAGUGGACGGGUCACCUCUCCAGGCCAGUGACAUCCAGGUCCAGUACGUGCAACUGGCGCCGGUGAGUGACCACACGGCCGGGGCACAGCCAGGUGGAGCCACGGCCCUCGCCACAGCCGAGCUCUGUGUUUCCUGCCCUGUGCAUGAAAGUCCUGGCUGCUCUGUGACAGUCGGGGGCCUGGCCAUGCAGUGGCAGGCGUUUUUCUAGAGAAGCCCUCUUCUCCCCAUUGCAGACAGCGGAUACCCUGCAGCCCACCUUACAGCCCGAGAUGCAGCUAGAGCACGGAGCCAUCCAGAUCCAGUGAGGCGGACGGGCCUCGCUGCAGAGAUUGCCCAGCCCAGCGCCAGCUGUAGCUGACAACUUGGUCCCCAUGCCCUGCUGCGCUGGCUCCCGGACCGGCGGCGGCUGCGCGCUCUGUUGAGUACGUCUGAAAGCCGCCUCUUCUGCAGGGGAAGUGUCCUAAUAAACUAAAACGAUAACAACCAGCCGCGGUGCCCUUCCAGAAGGCCCCCUUUCUUUUGAGUCCACCUGUUGGUGUCUGGAGGACGAGGGGAGGUGUGGAGCGUGUUGUUACACGUGGGAAAUCAAGAACUAUGAUAUUUUUCUGUUUAAAUAGCUUUUUUUAAUUUGCUAUGGUGUUUAUAACAAAAAAGAAAAUUGAUAAAAAAAAAAAAGAAAAAGAAAAAAUACUCAGUGGCGUAGCAGAAGCCUUUUGCUGUGUGCCCUGUUCAGUGUCAUGAAAAUAGGUGUUUGCAAAAGAAGCUGGCGGAGAUACUGCUGACCUACUUUUCUAGGGGCAAAUGUUCUCAAACACUGUAAUUAUGCAUUUCUAUGAAAUAAAAUGUAUU
Messenger RNA from Nycticebus coucang (slow loris), 2395 nucleotides. It is a transcript of the gene BANP, whose product is annotated as BTG3 associated nuclear protein. Gene Ontology annotation, molecular function: DNA binding. The record is from RefSeq and is a predicted model, not a curated record. Lineage: Eukaryota; Metazoa; Chordata; Mammalia; Primates; Lorisidae. Bases 189 to 1754 code for a protein of 521 amino acids. Gene Ontology annotation, biological process: protein localization to nucleus; negative regulation of protein catabolic process. The transcript is spliced from 13 exons.